Messenger RNA from Dipodomys ordii (Ord's kangaroo rat), 1341 nucleotides. RefSeq names its product protein jagged-2-like. Gene Ontology annotation, molecular function: calcium ion binding. Gene Ontology annotation, biological process: heterophilic cell-cell adhesion; establishment or maintenance of epithelial cell apical/basal polarity. The record is from RefSeq and is a predicted model, not a curated record. Lineage: Eukaryota; Metazoa; Chordata; Mammalia; Rodentia; Heteromyidae. The coding region runs from base 1 to 1341 and encodes 446 amino acids. The transcript has 9 exons. Gene Ontology annotation, cellular component: plasma membrane; protein-containing complex.
AUGGCCUGUGGAUCUCAGUGGGACCUGUGGCCGAUAAGCGUGGCCUGUGGUGACCUGUGGAUCUCAGUGGGACCUGUGGCUGACAAGCGUGGCCUGUGGUGGCCAGUGUGGCCUGUGGAUCUCAGUGGGGCCUGUGGAUCUCAGUGGGACCUGUGGCCAAUAAGCGUGGCCUGUGGUGGCCGGUGUGGCCUGUGGAUCUCAGUGGGACCUGUGGCUGACAAGUGUGGCCUGUGGUGGCCGGUGUUGCCUGUGGAUCUCAGUGGGACCUGUGGUCGACAAGCCUGGCCGCGUUUGCCGCGGGCGCCGGGCUGCGGCCCGGCCGCCGGCCGCCUCCUCGUGAAAGACCUGGUGAAUGGCUACCAGUGCGUAUGCCCCCCGGGCUUUGGAGGUCGGCACUGCGAGCUGGAGCAGGGUGGCUGUGCCAGCAGCCCCUGCCGUGGCGGGGGCGUGUGUGAGGACCUGCAGGAGGGCUUCCGCUGCCGCUGUCCCCGGGGUCUCUCUGGGCCGCUCUGUGAGUACUGCCGCCUGCACCUAGGCCGUCCCUGGGGACACGUGUGCCUCCUCUCGCAGGUCAACGUGGACUUCUGUGAGCCAAGCCCCUGUCUAAACGGUGCUCACUGCUACAGCCUGGACGGGGACUACUACUGCGCCUGCCCUGAGGACUUCGGUGGCAAGAACUGCUCGUGGCCCAGGGAGCCCUGUCCGGGCGGGGCCUGCAGAGUGGUUGACGGUUGCGGGGUUGAGGUGGGGCCUGGGGUGUCUGGCGUGGCCCCCACCGGCGUGUGUGGCCCCCACGGACACUGUGUCAGCCAGCCUGGGGGAAACUUCUCCUGCGUCUGUGACAGUGGCUUCACGGGUACCUACUGCCAUGAGAACAUCGAUGACUGCUUGGGCCAGCCCUGCCACAAUGGGGGCACGUGCAUUGACGAGGUGGAUUCCUUCCGCUGCUUCUGCCCCAGCGGCUGGGAAGGCGAGCUCUGUGAUACCAAUCCCAACGACUGCCUCCCUGACCCCUGCCACAGCCGGGGCCGCUGCUACGACCUGGUCAAUGACUUCUACUGCGCCUGCCACGAUGGCUGGAAGGGGAGACCAGUGGUCUCUGGUGGUCUCCGGCGCACCUGCCAAGUCCUUCCGAACCCCGUGCCGGGGCUGCAGUGGCAGAUCCGGGAGCCGGAGGAGGCCCUGCUCACCGGCCAGGCCUCAGUCGCGCUCUCCUCCUCCUCCGUCUCCCAUGGCAGGCCAGGCGUGAAAUCUGCCCCCAAGUUCUCCACAUUGGGACCGCAGUUGACUGGGACCCACACCGCCAGCCUAGCCAAAAAUAUCAAAAGCUUUGAGUUUUGA